GUCUACACAAGGUCAGGUACGGAUAACGGCCUUGAGUAUACAACUAGUUCUGAACGAAGUAGAAGCCUUCGCUUAACGAGGAUGGGUUUAACUAAAAGAAUUGUUGCUCCAGCUGAUUUACGUCAGUGGACUUCUUCUAUCGCUUUAAAUUGGUCUCUCGUCCAAUCCAGGAUAAUUUGAAAUCUUCUAAGGUGUUUUGGAAGUUACUAUUAUAAAUGUAACUAUUUCAGGCCAUAAUGUUGGUAUGUGAAAUGCUUGACAAGUUACAGCAAGCAAUUAAAGAUUACCCACCUGAGGAGCAGCCGCAGAGAUUUGGAAAUAAAGCAUUUAGGCGAUGGUUUACAUGGUUACAAGAGAAUGCCAUUGAAAUUAGUUCAACUAUUUUUCAUGAUCAUGGUACCACAGAUUUCACUGAUCCACCAAUGUUAUACACCGAAGCAGUUGACGAAGUUUCCGGUUAUUUAGUUGAAUCAUUUGGAAAUUCAACACGUAUCGAUUACGGGACUGGUCAUGAAUUGGCUUUCUUAGCGUUUUUAACUUGUCUUUUCAAACUGAACAUUCUAAAAGCACAAACUGAUUCUGGUGCAUCAACUAUAAAUGAUCUCCUAGCUGUUGGGCUUGUUGUAAUGCCAAAGUAUCUAGUAUUAGUUCGUCUGUUACAAACAACAUAUCGUAUGGAGCCAGCUGGCUCUCAUGGUGUAUGGUGUUUGGAUGAUUUUCAAUUUGUACCUUUCAUUUGGGGCAGUAGUCAAUUGAUUGGCAGUCAGCACAAUCCUACCGUGAUAACAGAUCGUGAUGUUGUUGAAUUGGAGAAAGAUAAAUACCUUUUAUUUUCAUGUAUUUCUUAUAUUCAUCAUUGUAAAACUGGUCCAUUUGAAGAACAUUCACAUACGUUGUAUGGAAUUAGUGAAGUACCGAAAUGGGAAAAAGUUAAUUCUGGUUUAAUUAAAAUGUAUAAAGGUGAAGUUUUAGAAAAAUUUCCAGUUGUUCAACAUUUUCUAUUCGGUAGUUUAUUAUCAUUUGAUAGAAUACAAAAUAGUAAACCUUUGGGUGGUAGUGGAAUAAAUAUUAGUGGAGGUUUUAGUCAACAAGGAUUUAUUCCUUCAAAUAUUGAUUCAUUUAUAAAACCGAUUUCAUCGACAAUCCAGCAAUCAAAUCAACACGGUGAAAAAUCGUAGAGUUACAAAUUAAAAGUUGAUGGAUUAUACAAUAAAUAUUAUUCUACAUAUAAUGAUAAACUCGACUUUUUUUUUCUCUAAUUAAGUCUUAAUCUUCUUCUUUUUUAUGGAUUGCUUAGCAAUUUUCGAUGAAUUUUAUCUUGUUCACAUAAUUGAUCAUGUAUAUAGAUGCUUGCAAUGACUAUCAUUUUCAACGUUGACUGUUUUGUUUUGUUCAUAAAUGGUUUCGUAAUACAAGUUUGAAAUUGGUCAUAGACAACGUAGGAUCUGACAUGAAUGUGUAUCAGCUCGAGCUGCUACACAUCAAAUGAGCACAAGUGAGAAAAUUAACAAAAUGAAAGGUAGAUGAAGGUAAAUAAUAACAAUGUCCGAGUGAUGUCAUAGAAUGGAAAUAUAGAAUAACACUAAGCUUACUGAUUUUUUUAAAAGAAGAUAAAUACUGAAUACAACUGCGAUCGAUCUCAGGACAUACCACUUUAUGCCUUAAACUAUAGGUUACGAAUAAUUAUUCGUUCCAAUCCUGGGAUUCUGAAUCUCUCCACUUGGAUUAAACCAAUAGUUAGUGAUAAAUAUAUUUUUGUUAUAUCCCGAUGAAUAGAAAAAUUAUAUUUCUGACGUUUCGUGACUUGAUAUAGUUAGUUGUUUCAUAGACUUAUAGUAUGUCCUGGUUUGGCUUCGGCUAGUGUGAUUUUACCAUAUUUGUGUAUUAACCAGCGUAUAUAUAUAUAUAUAUAUAUAUAUAUAUAUAUAUAUAUAUAUAAUGAUUCAUCAGUCACUCAAUGCCACCUUUCUAAGAUGUUUAUCUAAUUAGGGGAGUCUUAUUAGAACCUAUCUACUUGGUGCUGUUGAGAAGUUGGUGACCUUCAAAUAACAUAUGCUCUAUUCUAAUUUUUUUUCAUCACUGUUAAUCAUUCUCUCCAUCGACGUGAACACCCUCUAUGACGUUAGUUAUUAUUUUCCAAGAUUGACUUUAAUAUUCGCCAUUGAACUUCAGAGUUAUGGUUACUAUUUUAAAGUAUUGAUAACUAAUCAUCGAUACGUUUGAUUGGUUAUUUAAUCCAUAAACCUACCAUUGGGUAGACUUCUCGACCUUGAGUAUGCGGAUGAUAUUGUCUUACUAUGCGAUAAUGCCCAAGCCAUGCAAUCCGCACUUAAUCAGUUGACAAUCACUGUCCGUAGGUACGGUAUGUGCUUUGCACCUUCGAACUGCAAAGUACUUCUACAAGUAUCAUCGUCAUUUCAUUCUGUUGGAAAAAGCGGAGAGGUGGUCAGUGUGUGACAUGGUGUUGAAGUACGAAAGAAAGCUGUAAUAGGCUAGCCUGUGUUGGACCUUGACGACUCCCUGGUUGGGGUCCGAGAGAUGGUGCAACACAGUGGCUAAAGACGUUAUCAGAUAUGGCUCAGAAUAGAAGGCAGUGGAGACCCUGCUGUAAUCUUCUUUUACUUUCUUCAUAAAAAGUGGUUGUAUCUUCCUAAACUGAAAGGAUUCUUCCGAUUGUACCUUUCCAUUUCCCCCAUUAUUAUUAUCAUUACUACACUUCUUUACACUGAUCUGGUCGUUGUUACUCUUCUUCAUUCUUUCUUUCGCACUCGUUACCUUUAUAUUCCUCCCCAUUCUCGUUGUUUUGUGUGGCGCAUAUAUAUUUGGUGUCCCCUUUUACCAAUAUUUAUGUGUUUGUAAUGUCGGCUAUUAUGUUAAGCCCAUAUACCUUAUUCUAGCCUACGGACAGCUCAAUCUAUUGAUUCUAGUUGAGUCACAUUCUGAACUUGUUAAUUAUUCGCUUAUCAACCUUGACUGUUUUUAUAUGAUCACGUAAGUUUGUGUACACUUCUUAUCCCAUUAUUCAUCACAUGUCUGUAACUUAUUUUUGUGUGACUAUAAAUGUUGAUUAACGCUUGGUUAAAGGGGGAGUUGGCUUACCAGCCAUCUCCACUGCCCGUCGUUUUGCUUUGUUCUAUUCCAUUCGCUUCAUGUACAAAAUAUAUGUAUCCAAAGGUCCAUUCUCGUUAUUUGACUUAUUUAAGUAGAUGAUUAUAUACGAGGAUAGGCGAUAACAAGCAUUUAUACGAUCUACUUGGAGUCAGAUCCCGGGCCACUAAAGUGGAGAGCCCGUCAACAAACAUCGUCCGAUCUAAAUUAUGACGAAAUACAGGGCCCCACAUGUUCAAAUAUAU
This is a messenger RNA of Schistosoma mattheei, 3353 nucleotides long. The record is from the annotation of a GenBank genome assembly. NCBI's taxonomy places the organism in Eukaryota, Metazoa, Platyhelminthes, Trematoda, Strigeidida, Schistosomatidae.